Molecule: messenger RNA, 3779 nt
Organism: Canis lupus familiaris (dog)
Lineage: Eukaryota; Metazoa; Chordata; Mammalia; Carnivora; Canidae
Gene: IL13RA1
Product: interleukin 13 receptor subunit alpha 1
Exons: 11
Coding region: 16-1377 (453 amino acids)
Biological process (GO): cytokine-mediated signaling pathway
Cellular component (GO): membrane; external side of plasma membrane
Molecular function (GO): protein binding; cytokine receptor activity
Source: RefSeq, a predicted model, not a curated record
GAUUAGGAAAUCUUGAUGCCCUCUGUCGAUUCAGUCAACAAAACGAAUGCCGUCUGCUCCGUGCCAGGCGGUGUUUUAGGGGCUGAGGAUGCGGGGGCGAGUGAACCGGGCCAAGCAAGCCCCUGCCCUGUGCAGCCUCUGUGCUAUUGGAAGAGUCCGGGGGCGGGGAGUAAAAUACCAGAAACUCAGCCACCUGUGACGAAUUUGAGUGUUUCUGUUGAAAACCUCUGCACGGUCAUAUGGACAUGGGAUCCUCCCGAGGGAGCCAGCCCGAAUUGCACCUUACGGUAUUUUAGUCAUUUUGACAACAAACAGGAUAAGAAAAUUGCUCCUGAAACUCAUCGUUCAAAAGAAGUACCCCUGAAUGAGAGGAUUUGUCUGCAAGUGGGGUCCCAGUGCAGCACCAAUGAAAGUGACAAUCCUAGCAUUUUGGUGGAAAAGUGCACCCCACCACCUGAAGGUGAUCCUGAGUCGGCUGUGACUGAGCUACAAUGUGUUUGGCACAACCUGAGCUACAUGAAGUGUACUUGGCUUCCUGGAAGGAAUACAAGCCCUGACACCAACUAUACUCUCUACUAUUGGCACAGCAGCCUGGGAAAAAUUCUUCAAUGCGAAGACAUCUAUAGAGAAGGUCAACACAUUGGUUGUUCCUUUGCUCUGACUAAUUUGAAGGAUUCCAGUUUUGAACAACACAGUGUCCAAAUAGUGGUCAAGGAUAAUGCAGGAAAAAUUAGACCGUCCUUCAAUAUAGUGCCUUUAACUUCUCAUGUGAAACCUGAUCCCCCCCAUAUUAAGCGUCUCUUCUUCCAAAAUGGUAACUUGUAUGUGCAAUGGAAGAAUCCACAGAAUUUUUAUAGCAGAUGCUUAUCUUACCAAGUAGAAGUCAAUAACAGCCAGACUGAGACGAAUGAUAUAUUCUACGUUGAAGAGGCCAAAUGUCAGAAUUCAGAAUUUGAGGGAAACCUGGAGGGUACAAUUUGUUUCAUGGUCCCCGGCGUUCUUCCUGAUACUUUGAACACAGUCAGAAUAAGAGUCAGAACAAAUAAGUUAUGCUAUGAGGAUGACAAACUCUGGAGUAAUUGGAGUCAAGCGAUGAGUAUAGGUGAGAAUACCGACCCCACGUUCUAUAUAACCAUGUUGCUCGCCACUCCGGUCAUCGUUGCAGGUGCCAUCAUAGUCCUUCUGCUUUAUCUCAAAAGGCUCAAGAUCAUUAUAUUCCCUCCAAUUCCUGAUCCUGGCAAGAUUUUUAAAGAAAUGUUUGGAGACCAGAAUGAUGAUACGCUGCACUGGAGGAAGUACGACAUCUAUGAGAAGCAAACAAAAGAAGAAACGGACUCAGUAGUGCUGAUUGAAAACCUGAAGAAAGCCUCUCAGUAAUGGGGAUAACUUAUUUUAGCCUUCAGCAUGACCUUGUAAAGAUUCAUCCCAUUCUGCGUUUGUGAUCGGGGAACUCGUUCAAUGGAAACUAAAACUACUGGGCCAUUUAAAAACAGGCAGCUCAGAAGAGCCACAGUUGUUAUGUUGAGUCGUGCACUGAGAAACUAAACACAAGGGGCUCUUUGGUGAAGAGAGGGGAAUCCUUGUUGAAUUAUAAAAGCAGACAUCCCUUGCGAAGGCUUCAAAGGAGGGGACAAAGCAGCCAGCAAUGAUGAUGGUAGAGUUAAUCUUAUCAAGAGUUGGGACAACUUCUGAGGGAUCUGUGCCUGCUUUGUAUUCUUUGUGUCAAACAAUACCAACACAUUUUAUUUGUUGUGUGAAACUCAUUUUGGGUGCAGUUGCUAAUGCCAAACUUGAGUCACAGAGAACAUCUAGCAAAUGAAAUUGGUAAAAAUCUAUUAUCUGUUGUUUAGGAUCUCAUUGAGGAAUGUUUGCGGCUCUUAAAACUUUUAGCAGUCUGGAAUCAUCCACCCCUUGAGCAGCAAUUUUCUCCACUUUGAAAGGCCCAGGCAUCAGUGUUGGCCAUGAGAGAUGACAUUUAGGGAAACAGCAGAGGCAGCUCCUUUACCUUUCAAAGCUGCGGCAGGCUUUUUGGGGCAGUGGAGGUAGAAAGACUUGUUGGGUAUGAGAGUUUGAACCCCACACCAUCUCCCACAAUGGGUCAUGUCUUCUUAAUCUCUGCCGAUCAGAUAUUCACCAGGUGUGCCUGUGCUCAGCCCCUGGCUGUGAGGCAACACUCGAAGGGUUUGACAGUCCCGUGGAGACUCCUCUGUUCUUACCAUUUGAUCUCCACCGGUCAUUUGCCAGACCCUGGUUCCCACACCCAGUCUCGCCCCUGUCGCAUUCGCCCACAUUCCUGUCAGCGUGUCUUUCCCCCAGUUCAUCAGAAAUUAGAAUUUAAAGCUGCUCAGAACACCUAGAGGGGCAGGGAGUAAUUUGCAUCUCAGGUAAAGUGUGAGGAGACAAACAAUGACUGAUUUUUACAUAUUUGUAACUUCUGCGUGAGUCUGCAUUUCUUUGAAGGUUUUCAGCAUUUACUAAUUAUGCAUUUUCUAAACAGGAGGUAUUAUCAUCACUUAAAACUUCGCUGUUUGCUUCAGAAAAGAAUAGUUAUAUCUUCCCCCUUUCCCUUACAGUCACAACUGGUUAUGAGUAGGUUCUGCUUCUUUAUAUGGAUAGCAUCUGCGGCUCCAAUAUUUGUAUUCAUUUUUUUUUUGCAUACUAAGUUAGGGUUCCAUUCUCACCCAGCCCUACACCAUACCCACAGAGGUGUUCCCUCCGCUCCUCCACCUUCCUCCAAAUUUAAGGAAGUGUGGAAGUGAGAGGCUAAUCUCCCCUGCCCCCCCACUCUCUCUCCUCAUGUGCACCAACUCAGAUUCCUGGUAGGAACUUAAAAACUUGAUACCGCAAGUUCUCCAGACACUCACCCAUUGGUUGGCAAUCAGAUGCUGCCACUUGCAACUCCUGCUCUUAGGGGAAGGGAGGCCGUCAGAGAUGCCUGCUCUCCAGAGGUUUGGGCGGAAGUGGCCACCUGCUUGCACCGCAGUGGAGGAGGAGUGUGCCCUGGCUUUUCUGAGGAAAUUUCAUGGCAAGGGAAGAGAUCGUGUUUCCUCCCGUGCUUUUUUUUUUUUUUUUAGGUCAGAUUGAGACCUAAAAAAGGGAGACAGGCAGAGUAGAUGUCCCAGUUUGUUCUCUGAUUCUCUAAAAAGAACGUUUGGUUUUCCUGUGUAGGGAUAAGAUUAUUUCCUAGUCAAGUCUUUUUUAAUUCUGGAAAGCAAAACACCUAAACGCCACACCCAAAGCCAAUUUUCCUGGCAUCCUAUUUGGAUGGCAAUGGGGAGGGGGGAAUGCUUUGGUAUUACGAUUAGCCAGGGGACUGCAGAUGGUGACAGUCACAGCCCGGGAGUGGGGAGAUUGCAUUUUGUUUCCAUUCUCUUGCUUUAAGCUGCAAGAUAGUUGAGGGAAAAGGGCAGUGAGUUAUGUGAAUACCUAUGCUAUGGCUGUUCUAUAAUUGCUGAGAAGUGAUUCCCAGGCUUUGGGAGCUCUUGGGAAUCUGAAUACAUCAGUGGAAUUUCCUUCCCCUGUGGGAAACUCGUAGGAUCAUUUGCUAUGUUAUGCCUAAACUGUAUGGAUUUUUUUUCUCCACAUACCUAAGUAAACCCACUGUAAGGAUGGUCAUUCUUAUUCUUUCAUUCAGAUAAGUUUUUCCUUUAUCUGGGCACUGAAGGGAUACGCAAAACAAUGUUAACAAUAUUUUUGGUAAUGCCUUCAACUAGGGCUCAUUUUGUUUAACUUCUUAUAGGAAAGCUUGAGUGAAAUAAAUAUUGUCUUUUUGUAUGUCA